CCUUAUAUAAUGAUACAGUUCGUUUUCUUCGGCAACCAAGCUGCUGAACAGUCUCAGUUCCGAGGCAACUCUUGAUUGCAAGAUAGUGUCAUGUUCAUGGCAUAUAUAGCGUUACAUUCCUGCAUGUGAAGGAAGCCAUGCCAGACUCCGCUUCUGUUUCAAGCAUUGGCACCAGCUUCGGAGGAAGUGCCGCGCAAAGCAGCGGCGCCAGGGGCUUAAUACACGAGCCUGCUGGCGCGGGUCAAGAUGAAGGCUUCGAAGAAAGCUCGUCGCUACAGCAAGGCGUAUUUGGGGUCCUGUACACUGUGUCCAAGGAGCACAAGGCCACACUGCGGUUUGCGGUGUUGCGCCUGGUGCUGGACUUCUGGCAGCUGUGGCUGCUGGUGGUCAACCCGGCUUACGGAUUCGACAUCAACGUUGACAGCAAGCUUUGGAAGGCUAUGUCCCUUGUGCAGCUGGACUGGAUCUUUGCGGACCGGGGCUACACCUUCUUUCUCAUCGUGCUUUACAUGCUGCUGGCGUUGCUGGCUUUCAAUGUGUUGCUGAGCAUGUGGGUGGCGUACCAGUUUUCAAACAACCGCUUUGACCAAGUCUGGCCCAUCGCCUUCCUGCGCUGGUUCGGCCUCAUCUUUUUCCAGGUCCUUGACAUUGCCACACUGACACUGCUUCUGGGCACGCUGGAUUGCCACUACAUGGGCGGCCCGCCACAGCUGCGGUACUACAACGCACUGUUUCCAGAAGUCUAUUGCUGGUCCAUGCCUCACCUGGUGCACGUGGCGGUGUCGGUGGUGGGGCUGCUGGUGUUCGAGGUCAUGGCCAGCGCCAUGGUGCUGAGCCAGAUGGACCUGAACCCGCUUUCACGGCAGCCGCUGGCGAUCAUGCACUCCAGUACCGAGGGCCUGUGCUUUGGCCUCAAGUCCAUAGCCGCCAUCGCCGCCGUGAUGCUGGCCGGGGACGUGCGCUGGCUUGCGGUCUUGUACCUGGCCGUGUUUGCGGCGCUGCUGUACCUGCAGCUGAAAUGGGUGCCCGCCACGUACGCAGUUGUGAACUACGCCCGCUGCGCCACCUACGGCUGCGUGCUGUACUGCUCUGCGCUGCUGUGCGUGCUGGCUUUCAUGACGCCAUCCGCCCGGCAGCCGGAACGGCGCAAGGAGUUCCAGCACCAGGUCACACUGGCCUUGUGGAUCGGCAUGGGCCCCGCUGCCCUGGCCGGCAUGGCUGCGUGCUGGGCGCGGCUGCAUUACUUCUGCGUCGUUGUGGCAGAGAGAUUCCGGACCGCCACACCGGGCUUGCCGUCCAAAUACAUAUGCAAAUUCGAGGACGCGCGGGAAGUGGGGGUGGCGUUGCGCGCCUGCCGCGACUGGAUUCCCGGGGACGAGGACACGCUCAAGCCCGAGGCGAUGGCGCUGGGGGAGGUCAUUGUCAAGGCCGGCAUCAUGCAGCUACCGUCCAACCCGCGUAUGACACUGUUGUACUCCUCCUUCCUCAUCGAUGUUCAAGGCAGCUACCAGUCAGGAUACACGCAGCUGCAGGCUGCCAAGCAGCAGUCCCCGGGACUGCUCGACCGCUUCGCCAUCUUCAGCCGCGAGCAAGAGCACACGCAGAAGGCUAGCGGCGUCAAUGGGGCGGGUGACGGCGUUGUGGACCUGGUGUCAUACGUCGAGUUCCAGCGCAGCCACAGGCUGGUGACGCGAGCUCACAAGGAGGCGCUUCUGGCGAUGCGCGCGUUCUGGAGCCUGUUGCUGCACUCACGCGUGUCCUUCAUGCGCCUUACACACGCCAUCAACCGAAUUGAGGUGUCCAUCCGCUCCGCCGAGCGCGCCUACCAGAGCGUGCUGACGCGCCACGGCCACAACGCGCGUUUGGUGCGGCUGUACGGCCGUUUCCUGGAAUCCGUCAAGUUCGACCCCUGGGCAGCCGCCAAGUGGUUCACCGAGGCCGACCGCCUGGAGGAGCGCGAGGAGCAUGCCAAGGAGGCCAUGCAGCUGGGCGGCGCCCUGGUGGCGCUGGGGGCCACCGCGGGGGGCGGGGGCGCCAUGGCGGUGGACGGCCUGGCAGCCCUGUUCAUCAACUCACAGGGCAUCAUCCAAGUCGCCACACCCGAGGUCCACGCGCUGCUGGGGUAUGCCAAGGGCGAGCUCAAGGACCGUGACGUUGCGUGCAUCAUGCCGCCGCCCUUUGGGGACAGGCACAAUGCCUACCUGCGCAACUACAUCCAGACGGGCGUCUCCCAUGUGCUGGACCGCACUACGGACUUUGUGGCGCUCACCAAGACACGCAGCGUGGCGCCCAUCAGGCUGCGCAUAAGCAAGAUGUCGGGUCUGAGCGAGGACAGCGUUUUCAUGGGCGUCAUGGAGCCGCUGCCGCCCCAGCCUGGCGUGGUCCGCGCCUGGGUGAUGGGCAACGGCGGCGGCACGGCGGGUGCCACGGGUAACACGCUGAUCGCAGCUGAAGAGGGCUUCUACGACUGGCUGGGCUAUGGCCCCGGAGAGCUGCUGGGGCAGCCGCUGUCGGCACUCGUCAAUGAUGCGCCCACUGUGGAUGUCGUUAUCAAGGAUCUUCAGCAGGCGCUGCUGACGCCGCCCAUCGCAACCAAGGCCACCGCGACAGCUGCUGCGGCAGUUGCUGCUGGCCGCUCCCGCCGUCGCACGAUGGACCCGUCUGGCGCUGGCUUGCAGCAUGCCGCAGGAACCACAGUGCAGCAUGGCCAGCCGACGGGUGGCGAUCCAAAUUCAGCCGGGAUUGUGCGCUUGGGCAGCAGCAGUGGGUUGGGUGAGGAUGGGGGAGGAGACGGGCACAUCAUUGGUGGCGGCGGCGGGAAGGCUGGAACACCAACCCAACUGGUUGGUGGCUUUAAUCUCGCAGCGCUCUUGCUUGCUCGUGACACUUACGGGAAUGCCGGUGGCAACACCAAUGAGAGCCGUGAUGGCCCCGACCAUUCCGCGGCGGGGUUUGGCAGCCGCCACAUUGACGUCGAUCGUGGCGAACGCCGUGACGCGCCCAAGCAGCCGACAGCAACGCUGCCACUGCUUGAGUGGCGCCAUAAGUACAGCGGCUCCAUCCCUCUCACCACCAUACUAACUGCAGACGCAUUUGGCUCUGUUCGCUACGUGGUCAUUUCGCUGCAUACUGACCCCAACGCAAACGGCGCCGGAGCGUCUAUGGCCGGAAAGGCGAUGCCACCCACCGGCAUAGAUGAGCAGUCUGCCACAGGCUUCGCGCUCAGCGGCAGCGCGAUAACCUCACGGCGGCCUCCUCCUACUCACGGCGGGCAGGGCGCGCUCGACUCUCGGCCGCAACUUCUGCGCUCGCCUGCAGUCUUCUCGGAGCUUAUGCUGGUUGCAGAUGGCAAAGGCCGCCUGCUCCACGUGACGGCUGCCAUGGCCGCGGCUCUGGGCCGGUCUGUGGAGAGCGUGCGCAAUGCCGGUCUGGCAGCGCUGAUGCCCGAGCCGUACGGCCUCAUACACCGUCCGUGGAUGCACCUGCUGGCGGUUCCCCCGGGCAAGUCCUGGGGCGACAACGUGGCCGCUACUGCGAUUAGCCACGGCGCGCCACAUCCUCCUCCGUACAGCUGCCGCAGCGGCGUGACACUGAGCCUGUGCGGCUAUGACGAGAGCGAGGGGCCUGUCGAUGUGCCAUUCCGCAUGCGGGUACAGCAGCGACUGAGCUCGACGCCUAAGGGCCCCGGGCGCGUGCAUGUCAUGGCCUUCGAGCGCCGCACGCGAAAUCAGGCCAUGGCUGAGCGGCGCAUGCGGUUGACGGUGGACCUGUCCGGCACCAUCACCGCCGCCGACCCCGCGCCCGCCUCGUUGUUCGGCGUGGACCCACGCCAAAUGGUUGGCCGCUCGCUGGCGGACCUGGUGGACGUGUUCCAGCUGGCGGCACAGGUGCAGGACCAGCAGGAGCAGGAGCGUAGGGAGCUAACCCAGGGCCAGCAGCUGGGAGCCGACCGGCGGAAGGACACCGGCAGUGGUACCUUAGAGCAACAAGAGGCGCUGGUAAAGUUGCUUGCUUCGGCGCCUGCCGUGGAGGGGCGUACAGCCAGCUCGCAGCCCGGCUCGAUGCGCAGGACGGGCACCCUGGCGCGUGCAGACAGCAGUGUCGUCGACCUUACUCGGUUGGACAGCUCUGGCUCAGUUGUGGCGCAAGACGCCGCCGCUUCGGGUGUUGCGGCAGCCCAGCUGCACCCAUCCAGUGUGGCCGCUGACUCGCCGCUAGCCGUGGCGGGGGAUGACCCGGAUAAGCUGCUUACGCUGCUGAUGCUGGAGCUUUCCAAGAGGGGGUCCUCGGCCGAGGGCAUGAGCUGGCGAGUGGGCGUCAGCCUGCCGGCCGACGACAGCGCCGACGCUGAGUUGCAGCGGCUGCGCGCCGCGCUGGGCGACAAGCACGUGGCUGCGGCAGCGGCGGCAUUGGGCGCCAAGGUGGUGCCGGCGGUCAUGGUAGUGCGCAUGGUGCGGCGGCCGCACGCAACGGCGCCGGCAGCUUCGUCCACUGCCUAUCCAACAAGAAUGCCGGGUGGCGGCAGCGCGUACCCUAGCGGUGGCGGACUGAGGAGCGGGGCGUCGCUCGCCAUUGCGGCACCACAAGGCGGUGGUGCGGGGUUUCAGCCACAACAGCCAUACCAGCCGCAGCAGCCACUAGUGCACCCGCCAGCGCAGCAGCACUCCGGUGAGGCGCGGUAUGCGUCACCAGCGUCAAUGGAGGAGCAGCAGGCGCAUCAGCAGCAGCACGUGGACAGGCUUCUUAACAGGUUCGCCUACACUGUCCUCGGGACCGCGUACAAUGGCGGCGAUGGAUCCGAUGCUGGCCUGGUGCCUGGCAGCAGCAGCAGUUCAGGGCAAGUGGUUGCAGAAGCGACCGAUGGCAGGAUAGCCUAUGCUGCAUACGGUGCACAUGAAGGCCUGCCGCCACCACCAGGCGCACCCCUACCGCCUGCACCUCCCCAUGCACCGUCUGUCGAGGCAUCGACAGCCGCCGUGCCGAAUCCCGGUCAUCGCUCGGCUGAGCACCUCAGUGGGCCCUCUCCCGGGGGUGAACAAUCGGACAGCAGUUCACCUGCCGAUGGCCACAGCAGCCCGGUACGCUCCUCCCGUGGCACAGUCCUGCUGCCGCCAGUGGAGGGAACAGCAGAGGCAGCUGUGUUGAGCAAGCGGCACUCGCAGUCUGCAUCGCUCAAAGCCCAACCACAGGCCUCUCCGUACAUGCAGUCACGGCCGCAGCCGCGCAAGCAGCAGCCGCGCCCGGUGAAGGACUGCAGUGGCAACAGCAUGAACCCUGAAGCUAGUACCCAGGACCACAGCCAGCGUUCGCCUCAUGCAUCGCCACCGCCGCAGCCGCCACAAGACCAGCCAGCACCGCAGCAUCUCAGCACCAUCUACCCGUCGGUUGAUGAGAGCCAGCAGCAUUUACAGAAGCCGCCAGCGCAACCGUUCGGCGCGCAGCGCCACGCCUCGCAGCAGACACAGGAGGAGGCGCCGGGACAGCAGCCAGGCGCAUCAUUGCCGUUGCGCAGCAUGCGGUGCGCCACCCCCAUGCCUUCGCCCCAGCCUCUUGCUGCUGCUGGGCACCACGUACACGCACACGUGCAGCCGGUGCAACCGUAUCUGCCGCCAAGCCAGCAGCCACCGUACCCGCACAUCAGCGCCGCCCCCCCGGCAGCCACUGCGCGUUACAUGCCCUCGCUCCGGUACACGCACCACCCCGAGCCGGUGUGGUCGCCACAGCAGCAGCGCCCGUACCACCAGCAGCCCUGGCAGCCAGCACCUCAAACGCAGCAGGCCCCGGCCUUGGACGCAGCAGCCCUGGCGCCCAGCCUGCGGCUUGAGGUGGAGCUGUGGCGUGCGGACCUGCUCGGGGGCGUGCUGGAGCUGGACGCCCGCGGCCGGGUGGCGCGGGUGGACCCACACGACUCGCUGGGCCGGGCGGGCCUGAUUCUGGGCAGCCCCAGCGGUGGCCUCCUGAAUGCCAAUAUCGCGACCCUACUGCCGCUGCCGCCCGCCGGCGCCGCCGCGUUUCUGACCAUGCCGCAGCCCGCUGCCGACACUAUUGGCAGCCGCUCGGCUCCGGUGCUCCGUGGCGCACUGAAGCACCGCUCCGGCGAUGCUGGUCGGUCGGGGGUCGUGGGGCCGCCCCUCGUGCUUACGGCGCGCCAUGCCGGUGAUUGCUGUGAGGUCCAGCUACGGCUGCAGGCCGUACGUCGCACGGGGGUGGACGGCGGCAUGUACAUCGUCCUGCGCCCGCAUCGGCCAACGCCGGUGCAGCCAGGCUUUGUGCGAUGGCUGGCAGCAGGGGAUGCCGCUGGGCUGGUGCCAAAGACCAUGCUGCCACCCAUCCGUGGUGACCCUGCCGGCAGCGGGAGCGGAAGCGCCGGUGGCGAGGGCGGCGGCACGGUCAUACCAGGGGCCCUUGCUACAUCCACAGGCCCUGUAGCCGCAGUGGCUGCAGUGCCACUGGCGCCGGCCGCCUUCGCGUCGACCCCUGCCACCUCAACGGGCAUGCACCGCGGCGGCAGCAGCAAGGCGAUACCAGCACGGUCCAGCAGCAGAGCGCUGGCGGCAAGGGUGGCCGCGGCGGCGGCCAUUGGUGUUGAUGGGGCCGACGGGACAAGCUCUGUGAGUCCACGCACCAUUGCAGCGCUGAAGCCAGGUACCUCUGCCGGAAUAACUUCUGAAGUACUGCUGGCGCUGAGCGCUGCGGCCGCAGCUGCGGUUGAUACUGCUAGACCCUUCACCGCAGCCGCUGCGGUUUCAGCAGCGGAGCCAUUGGCCCUGUCACCGCGUGCUCGGCCUGCGUCCUCUAUGCCGCGCCCGAACCUCACAGCAGCAGCAACUCAGACAACAGUUUAUGCCGCAGCCGCACACGGCGCCGAUGCAAGCGCUACGUCUCCGGGCGGUGGGCAGGAGCCGCCCCCGGCGGCAUGGCCAGGAGGCGUGGCAGCAAGCCCGGCGGUCGUUGCUGCGACUGCGGCUGCGGUGGCGACGCUGCUCAAAGACACGGCACCACUGCCGUCUCCUCAGCGGCAGCAACCCUCGCACCAUGCACACCGCUCCGAACGCCGGUGGCCGCUGCCGGUGUUGGCGAAUGGGGACGUGUCUGCGGAGGCUGCAUCGGCGCAGCGGCGGCACGACCUGCUUGCGCGUAGCCGUCGGGGAUCGCAACUAUCACGUGUGGAGUCAUGGGUACUCAGCAGCAUCGGCAUCGACCCAGAGGCUCAGAAGCACGCGGCUGUUGUGUCCCCUUCAAGCUCGCGUGACCUACCCGGCGCCGUCCCUGCUGCACCGGGCUCCGCUGCCAGUGCCGACGCUGCUGGCAGGCCCGCAGCCCAAGAGGACUCCGACCUUCAAGACGACCAAGACGUAGGCGGCACAACCGGCGGGCUCCUCGAAGACAGCAGUAGCAGUAGCAGCGGCUUAAGUGAUGACCAACACCGGCACGUGGACGCAGACCCAUACGCUGAAGAUAACGUUAUUCUUGACAAGCUGGAGGACAUGGGCGGGAAAGCGCACGGCGGUGGGGACGGCAAGGCGGCUUUGGGAUCACCGCAGCCAGCAGAAGAUGGGGCCGGCGCUACGCAGCUGCGCGAAGACGCGUUGCUUGACAGCGCGCUACACAGCAACCAAGGCCGGGGCGGCAGGGGUGGAUCGGGGAGCGAAGUGGGCUCGGACGCGAGCGGCGUCGGCACUGCCUUUGGCGCGGGCAAGCGCUUCAAGCGCCUUUACCGACUGCUCAUGGGGCCACCGUCGCAGGCUCACUCCAGCAGGCUGUGGAGGCGGCUGCUGGCGGUGGUGGGCGCCAUUUUGGUCAUCCACACGAUCACCUUCGCCGUGAUGGUGUCGCGGCUGAACCUGCAGCUCAAUGACAUCCGUGAGCUCAAUGACGUCGGUGCCGCCGCCGCACGCAUGCACGACAUCGCCAUCAAUGCGCGCACGCUGGCCACCCUCUACGCCACACAUACGGACGCGGUGCGAGCUGGCAACGCCGCCGGCAUCAAUGCUUCAUCCUACAAUUUUACGCCAGCAGCGGGCAUACAGGUGUUCGGCGAGGACUUGGCGAUCGCCUCUCGGCGCGUGCUCGCUCAGCAGAUGGAGGAGAUGACGCUCGAGCUCAAGGAGCUGCAACAAGACAUUUUCCUGGGCAAGCGCAAGUCGCUCCGCAUGCCGAUUGGCUUUGGCUUCCGGGACAUUUGGGAGCUGCCCCGACUGCCGGUGGUUGAUUUCUACAACCGCAAUGACAACAUCACCGGUCAGUUGUUCUCAGCAGCGGGCUACAGCUCCAAUGGCAGCUUGAUCCUGGAGCCAGAGCUGAUACGCGAGACUGUGCCGAUGGGUCUGUGGCGCGCGAGCAACCUGUUCGUUGCAGCAGCCCUGGAGCUAGCGGAGACCGCCGAGGCCUACGUUGCGGCGGGCGUGGAUUUCUCCGCCCUUGCGUCCUACAACUUUGUCGUGUACAACGGCAUGGAUGUGCUGUGGCCGGCAUACCAGGACUCCAUCGACGCAGUGGUACAGAUUACUAUAAGCAAUGGUCGCGCUGUGUACUCUCUUAUGCUGAUCAUCCUGGCGAUCGAGGGUGUGCUUAUCGGCGUUGGGGCCGCCGCCAUCGUCUGGUACGAGGCGCAGCAGUUCACCAGUUACCACUACAAGCUGUACACGGUUUUCGUGUUGGUGCCCAUGGCGCUGGCGCGGGGCCUGGCCAACAUGUCCAUAGAGCUGGAGCCGGAUCAUGAUGACGAUGAUGCAUUGCUUGAUGCAAACAUCAUGGAAGCAGCCGUGACGGAGGGCCGCGGUGCUGAUGGUGGCGGUGCAGGCGACGGCGACGGCAGCCUUGGCAGGCAUGAAGCCGACGACCUUGGCAUGGGCGGAGGCGUCGGUGCAGUGUUCUUGCCAGAGGCGCUGGCUGGGCAGGGGCUAGGCGGUGAUGGCAGCGGCGCUCCCACACCUGCCAAGCCACGAACGUUGCGCAUCCAGAGUGCUGCGCGCCUGAUGGAACCGCCGCGGCCGUCGGUUGACUUGGGCCGAGGGUAUGAGCGCAAGGCCGCCUAUGCCUCAAGCUCUGGUGGAGCUUCUGAUGCGGAGGCUGUGGCUGCUGCCGCCGCGGCAGCAGUAGGUGCUCGGGAAACAGGUGGCAACGGUCCGCGUGGAGGCGGAGGCACCGUAUUCAGACCCUCUGCUAUGUCUUUCACGGCGCUGCGCGGCAUGUCGCGGUUCCUGAGCUUUGGUGGCGCAAGCAUCAAGGUCCAGCCGGUGGGAGCCCGCGCCGCCAAGCCUCCCCGGCGCAAGCUGGUGGCCUCACGACGCCUGGCCAUCCUGCUGGUGCUUCCCUUCUUGGCGUGGAGCCUGGUGCUGGUAUCCAUUGACCUCAGCGUGUUUGCCACGCUCAACGGCAACGAUGGCCCCAUCGCCAGUCUGGGCAUCCUGCACACUACUAUCAGCCGACUGGACAGGACGCUCUACUACGCCCUGGACUUAGCUGCCUCUUCCGGCAACGCCACUGCCGCUGCUGCUUCCCAUGAGGCGCUGUCCCUUGAGAUCUUGGAGGCGCAGGUGGAGUACGACGUGCUGCUGCAUGGCAGAGAGGCACUGGGCUGGGCUCCAAGAAACUUCACUCACCGGCCGCACCUGGAUCAAGAGACCCGGGGCAUCGUGUGGAGUGGCCACACAGUCACCAACAUCCUGUACGGGGAGGGCCAGUGUCUCUGCUUCGAUCCAGUCGAAUGCCAGCCGCUGACCUCGCCCUACUACCAGCUGACCUCCAACGGGUUGCACCUGCUCGUGAUGUCUUUGCUCAAGUCUGGCCAUUCGCUGUUAGCACAGACGGCCGGCGGUGGCAGUGCGGCAGCGGGGCUUAAUGCAACAGAGUUCAGGUUUAUCUGGACCACGCUACAGAAAGAUGGCGAGGAAGGCAUGUAUCGCCUCAUCAAUAUCUACCUCAAGGAGGUGCAGAGGGCAUACGAGGCCGCCGAGACAAAGCAGAUCAUUCUGUUUGUGCUGGCGGUGGUUUGGGCGGUUGCUUUCGUGUGGCUUCAGCUGCGGCCGUUCCUACGCCGCGCCCGCCUCGAGAUGCGCCGCAUCGCGGAGCUGCUCAGCCAGCUGCCGCCCGAGCUGGAGGUGGAGGCGCUAAUGACGCGAUUGGUCAUGAGUUGCUCGGCCAAAGGUUCCAGGCUGGCUCCAGGUGCCGCGGCUGGGGCGGGCGCGAAGAAGCCAGUCGGCAUGGGUGGAAGCGGUGACGCAACCGGCGGGGUUGCGACAGUCGCCGACAUUGCCGAAGCUGGGCCGGGUGUGGUUGGUGGCGGGCGGAGAGGUUCACAGUUGAACCUGAUGAACGGUGGAGCGACUUGGGCUGGCGUCAACCUCAACAGGGGCAACGCAAGUAUGAAAGGCGGUGUUGGCAAAUGGCAAGUGUCCAAGGAUUGGUAAUUCAUUAUGUGGAUCUGGCGAGGUGGCAUGUUAUUGGAGUGUGCGUUGUUCAGCGGCAAGCGGGUGUGGUGCUGUGACACCCGCGGGGCCAUGCAGGCGGGCAUCGCGCCCCUAGCUCGCUUAUGUGUGGUGGAUGGCGGGAGGCAGGUGUAGCGUGACUGGUGAGAUGAGUGAAGGUGCAGGAAUGACACGAUAUGUGGCUCCCCUCGAAGGGCGGGAAUGAAAACUCCCCGGGGUACCAAGCCCUCCAGGAUCACCGUUUCCGUGCAGGUGUGUGUGAUGUGGGUGAGUGGGUGUGCAUUGAAGUAAAGCUAGCGCAACCUAUACAUCUCUAGCACGACCCUGGCACUAACUACCGGUAUGUCAUGUUGAUCUGGUUGACGUUCGGCAGCAGACAAUGGAAAUAGUGUGGGCUGACGUUUCCUCUCUCAGAAAACCACGUCCCUGGCAGGGGGGGGUAGCCAUCCAUGGGAUGGUGUGUAUCAAAUAUGAAGUGGGGGGGUAGUCUCGACUGGGAAAGGCCCCAUGUUCUCAAACGAAAGAGCUUGACGAGAGGACUCCAAAUCCACUUUGAGCGUUUCAAUCAGGGUAGUUAUUGCAAAGUUAUGGGCCCUCAAAGUUCAGGGUCGGUCGUCGGGGUUGGGGGUCCCCAAGGUUUCGUCACGCGGAUGUGGGUGGGACUGCCAGAUUUCGUCUCCGCGCCCUAAACGUCCCUUUAAAAGCUCCGCCCAAUAGCACAAGCACUAGCACACAUUAGCAUGCACAUACUAAAGCAUUUGCAUUACGUUUGGCCUCAGGAAAGCGGCCGCAUGUCCGUCCACAUCAGCAUCGUAGCAGCUUAGAGCCCCGAUCGAGCGUCUCUCAUUGGUGUCAUGGAGACUAUGCGAACUGAUGCUAACUUGUAACGGCCAAGGCUU
Chlamydomonas reinhardtii is the source of this 11329-nucleotide messenger RNA. RefSeq lists its product as uncharacterized. The record is from RefSeq and is a predicted model, not a curated record. The coding region runs from base 138 to 10412 and encodes 3424 amino acids. Lineage: Eukaryota; Viridiplantae; Chlorophyta; Chlorophyceae; Chlamydomonadales; Chlamydomonadaceae. The transcript has 46 exons.